AUGAGCUUUGAUGGAUGGUCCAAUUCGCCGUUCUUGUGUCCGGUUCCGUUGAACGAUCCUUCGACGAUUUGUCAGUUCAUCAGGGACAACUGUGACCGUGAUAAUUUCAAGUACUUGGAGCUUUACUAUUGUUCCGGAAUGGACGCCGUGGUGCCCGGCUGGUUACUGGCGCUUGUGUUUCUUGCGCUGAUUGGCAUGCUGUUUUUCGUUCUUGGGUUUUUGGCCUCAAACAGUUUAACUCCCAACCUUACUUAUCUUGCUAGUUUGCUCAAUCUGGGGGAAAAACUAGCUGGUGUCACUCUGUUGGCCUUUGCCAACGGAUCACCAGAUAUAUUGUCAACAUGGGUGGCCAUGAACUCCGGGUCUACAGGAUUGGCCAUUGGCGAGCUGUUGGGGUCCGCAAACUUUGCUCUCACCGUUGUCAUUGGAACAAUGGCCAUCGUCAGACCGUUCACCGUCGAUUACGCCUCGUUCGUCAAGGACGUGACGCUGUUUCUUGUUCUGAUCGUGCUGUCGUUGCUGUUUCUGUUUGAUGGCAAAAUCAAACUGUACGAAAGCGUGGCCAUGUGUCUGUUGUACGUCAUCUACAUCGCCGUCAACUUCUUCAGCCCGGAAAAACUGCUCGCAGAGACGCAUCCCAAGCUCCACGACGGAACAAGCGCAGAAACACAGUCCACGGCCGUCGACGCGUUCGACCAGAACAUUGAGAGUCUCGAGUCCGGCCGCAGUUUCCGGCUUUCGCUCGCCGACUCCAUCAAACUCGCAUUCAGAACGUGCGAUCUCAACCACCUGAAAAACUACUAUAGAGCAGACGACAGCGAGUUCCAACACUCGCCAGAUAGACAGCGGUCUCCGGAGAUCCAGGUUCCUCAGGUUCCUGCGCAGAUCGUCAUCACGCCCGCCGAGGACGACGAGUUCGUGCCGCAGGAACCCCAGAGCGACGGCAUGCUCACGCCGCCAGACCUCUCGCGCUCGUCGUCGGUCUCGUCCAACGCGUCCAUCUCCACGAUCCUGUCUGCGGAGCCCGUUCCGGUCACGUGGAAAAGCAAGCUCGUGCCCAACUACGGCCGACUUGUCUCGCGAAACAAACCGUUCGAGUCCAUCUACAACAUCGCCACGCUCCCGCUCGCAUGUCUCGUCAACGUGGCCGUGCCUACCCCCGCCAACUCGCCCAAAGAGCUUGCCUUGAACGUGCGGCUGUUCCAUUUCCAGCUUGUGCUGGCCCCCAUGGUGCUGCUGCACCAGGUGUCCGUGAGAACGGUGGAGAUCGCUGCGGUUCUUGAACUGCUCAACGUGCUGGUACUCUCGACGUGGAACUCGCUCUACGUGCGCAUCUUCCCCGCGGUCUCGUCCAUAGCCGGGUUUCUGGGCGGCCUGAACCUCAUCACGGCCGUGGCCGCGGAGAUCGUCGCGCUGCUCAAGAACAUCGGCGUCAUCUACCGCGUCAACGAGUCAUUACUCGGCCUCACUAUUCUCUCCAUUGGAAACUCCAUCGGAGACCUCAUCACCAACAGCACGCUGUCGUCGCUCGGACUUGCUCUCACGGGCCUCCACGCGUGUUUCGGGUCGCCGUUGCUGUACAUUCUGCUCGGUGUUGGGCUCAACUCGCUGAUCGUCAACCUCCGAACCGGCGAGUCGGUCGAGUUCCAGGUGGACGCCCAUCUCAAGCUCUCGAGCUUCAGUCUCAUCACCAUCCUCCUGCUGUAUAUUGUAGUGGUGCCGCUGCGCAACUGGAAAGUCGACAAGCUUGUUGGAUACCUCGCCGUCCUGUUCUGGGUGGCUGUCACGAUGCUGAAUAUCUAUUUUAUAAACUAA
Messenger RNA from Ogataea philodendri, 1815 nucleotides. RefSeq lists its product as uncharacterized. The transcript has a single exon. Gene Ontology annotation, molecular function: monoatomic cation transmembrane transporter activity. The record is from RefSeq and is a predicted model, not a curated record. Bases 1 to 1815 code for a protein of 604 amino acids. Gene Ontology annotation, cellular component: membrane. Gene Ontology annotation, biological process: intracellular calcium ion homeostasis; transmembrane transport; monoatomic cation transport. Lineage: Eukaryota; Fungi; Ascomycota; Pichiomycetes; Pichiales; Pichiaceae.